UUAAGAGAGAAGAGGCGAGAUAAAGAGGGUGUGAAUGUGUGAGCGAGAGAGAGAGAUCUUUACCGGUGUCCAUUAUUGCACACAGAUCAGAAUGAUUCAGUUCUGUACUGAUGGAUUUCUUGUAUUUAGCAUACUGAUCAUCAUGUCAGUGGUGAAAUGUGAGACAAAAGAGGUCCUGUCUUUCACUGCAAAUAAAGGAGGAAAGGUUGAUAUACAGUGUCCCUAUGAGUCUAGAUAUGAAACAAAUGACAAGUAUUUGUGCAAAGGGAUGUGUCCAAAUAUUCCUUUUUUAAAAGACAUACCUGUUAAAUCCGGAGCAGAACCUAAUGACAGGCGAUUCAAUCUGACUGACAACUCAACAGCCAACAUCUUCACUGUCACCAUCACUGAUCUGAGACCAUCAGAUGAAGGCAAAUACUGGUGUGCAAUAGUGACAGGCUCUGGACGUACUGAUGAUUAUAAAGAGGUUUAUCUGAAAAUUCAACAUGAUAAUGGAGGUUUAUUAACCGUGAUAACAACGACUACAAAGACAACAACUAUCAGCUCAAUGUCACCAGUAUCUUACCAUUACACGGUCAACACUCAGACUGUGGCUUCAUCAUCACCAUCAUCAACAAGUGUCUGUAUAGUGUCAGAAAAUUCAGAUUUGGCGACAAUGAUCUCGCUGUCAGUAACAGUGAUUCUUCUUCUUCUGUUUGGACUUUCACUCUUCAUGUUCUACAGACAGAGAAACAAGAAGAAAAAUCAUGAUUCCUCACAGAUCAACAGUAACACGCUCCAAGAAAGUGUUGAAAACAAUAUUUAUGUUAUUCAGACCGUCUUUGAAGGACCCCAUGAUGUGAAAAACCACUCCGACUGCUGUACCUGUUCAUCGUGUGUUAAUGGCAACAGUAAUAUACUCACAAACCCCUCUGAGACUAUAAACACUGUUUAUGCUACAGUUCAAUUACCCAGAAAACCUUUGGCUUGAAUGUUCAGUUUUUAUCACUGCAUAAUUUCUUAGAUUUCCUUGAUUUUACAUGAUAUUACAUAUUAAGUGUUAAUUUUAAGUCAGAUGAAGAGCCUGAUCAUGUUUGAAAUGUAACAAUGUUUCCAACUUGUACUUCUCUGUCGCCAUCUCAGUUUGAAACAUAAAAUUGCAAGGUAAGUUAACAUACCAUACUUAUCUUUGAGUGCCUCGCAAUUCAAAAGCUGGAUCCUUUCGAAGGACGCGGACUUUGAAGGCGGGACUCGAGGGAUGCAGCCUCUGAACUCGAACUGAAGCGAACUGAAAUGAGACGGUCUAGCAAAUGAUAUUUAGUAGAUGUGCAGAAGAUGAUAUUUAAUAACUUGUUUACUAAAAGGGGUCAUGGUGUGAAAAUCUGACUUUUUUCAUGUUUAAGUGCUAUAAUUGUGUCCCCAGUGCUUCUAUCAACCUAGAAAACGUGAAAAAGAUCAACCCAGUAACUUUGUUUGGGGAAACUAUUUUCUGUAAGCAUGUGAAAAAUUAAGUUGUUUAGAUUUCGCCUGUUUUGUGAGGUAGGUAGCAAGGCGAAUUACAAUAAUACCACCCCCUUUAUCUGCACUAUCCAACCACAGCACUGCCAUUUAGUGCAGAGAAAAAGAGGGAGAAAAGAAGGACUUGACAGCACAAUUGAGUUUCAAUUACAACAAACCACCAUCAUUGUGAUCAGUGUUUGCGUUUCAUCAGCUCAUUUGCAUUUUAAAGGACACACCCAAAAACGGCACACUUUUACUCAGGCCUACAAAUUUGCGAGAUUAAAAUCCUAUAAUAAAUUAUCUGUGGGGUAUUUUGAGAUAAAACUGCACAUACGCACUCUGGGGACACCAAAGAUUUAUUUUACAUCUUAAAAAAAUCUCAUAAUAUGACCCCUUUAACAGUAUUAAAAACAUUACCUGAAAGUUAUUUACUACUUCUAAUUACAGCUUGUGACCAAGCUGUCAUUUUAUUUUUGUUAUAAAAGUCACAUUUAAUGUAAUCUUGCAUUUUAUUUUAAUGAUGUUUUAAUAAAAAAAGUUGUACUUCAUGUUAUGCAAAAGUAUAUAUUUUGUUAUCCAA
This is a messenger RNA of Misgurnus anguillicaudatus (oriental weatherfish), 2059 nucleotides long. Lineage: Eukaryota; Metazoa; Chordata; Actinopteri; Cypriniformes; Cobitidae. The record is from RefSeq and is a predicted model, not a curated record.